Oppia nitens is the source of this 2075-nucleotide messenger RNA. RefSeq names its product dual specificity mitogen-activated protein kinase kinase 7-like. Lineage: Eukaryota; Metazoa; Arthropoda; Arachnida; Sarcoptiformes; Oppiidae. The record is from RefSeq and is a predicted model, not a curated record. Gene Ontology annotation, biological process: protein phosphorylation. Bases 345 to 1970 code for a protein of 541 amino acids. Gene Ontology annotation, molecular function: ATP binding; protein kinase activity. The transcript has 9 exons.
UUGUUUUGAUUAAUAAUCACUUAAUAUAAUUGAAAACCCAUUUGUAUUGUUAUUAUACAGUAUUUUCAUUGAAUAAUAAUAAUAAUAAUAUGAUAACAAUAAUAGUUAAUAAUAAUUAAUAAUAAUUAAAUCAAUCAAUUGAUCCAAUCAUUGAUUGAUUGAUUGUUGUGUUGUUGACCACAAACAACAACAACAACAACAAGUGUGACGACAACAGCCAUCACAACAACCCGUCUCUUCACGCGUGUUGUCUCUUAGUGUGUGUAUUGUCCACAACAUCGGUGAAGAUCACAUCCAACUGUCUGUGUGUGUGAUCAUCACCUAAAUUGGAUCCCGUCGUCAAAAUGAUGGCAUCCAUUGAAAAACAAUUGCAAAGCCUAAGACAGCGGCUAAAUAUGGAGAACGAGACGGCCAGCAGCGGCGGCGGCGGUGGUGGUAGUAGUAGUAGCGGUGGCGGCGGCAGUGGUGGUCAAAACGGGUCCCAAAGCGGCGGACCGAACAGCCAAAAACAGUCGCCAUCGUCUGCAUCAUCGUCACCGCAAGCAGGAACUGGUGGUUCUCCAGGCGGGUUUCGGGCGCCACCAGCCUUGGCCACUGCCAGCCAUCAUCAUCGCCAGUGGACACCACAACCGGUCCAACAGUUUCCGAGAAGACAGUAUUCGUUGAGCGCUACUCAACGUCAGAGUAAUACUAAUUUACAAUUGAAUUUAAAUCAAGACGUUUCGGCAGCCGUCGCCGCCGCCAACCGUAAUAAUAAUAAUAAUAAUAUUCGCCAAAAUGGAUCCCAAUCGCAGUCACUUAACGCUCAAUGUCUUAGUCCACGGCCUCGUCCGCGAAAUUUACUGAUUGGCAGCAACUUUGGCGGUGAUGGUAGACCUGCAUCGCCGUCGCGUAGUGUCAAACCGCUAAAUCUUGGUCAGCCCAGCGGUGGUGACCAUCGAAAUCAAUGUCCGCCAAUGCAGGUGAUCAACGAUUCAAAGUUUAACAAUACUAACGACGACCAGAAGCUCAAUGAGAUGUUCAGGCAAAACAACUUUGUGCUUACCAUCGAUGGCAAAAAAUAUGCCGCACAAGACACUGAACUCGACUAUCUUGACGAACUCGGCUCAGGUAGUUGUGGUCAUGUCGUCAAAAUGAGUCACAGACCGUCUGGCAAAGUGAUUGCCGUUAAGCAAAUGAGAAGAAGUGGUAACAAAGAAGAGAACAAACGAAUUACAAUGGAUUUGGAUAUACUGCUCGCCUGUCACGACUGUUCCAAUAUUGUCCAAUGUUAUGGCUAUUUCAUCAAAGACACUGAAGUCUGGAUCUGUAUGGAACUGAUGACCACUUGUUUCGAUAAGAUGUUGAAGAAGUUUAAGUCGCCGAUACCCGAACCGAUUUUGGGUAAAAUAUCAGUAGCUACUGUAAAAGCGUUAAACUAUUUGAAAGAUAAUCACGGAGUCAUCCAUAGAGACGUUAAGCCAUCAAAUAUAUUGAUCAAUGAAAAAGGUGUCGUCAAGCUGUGCGACUUCGGUAUCAGCGGUCGUCUUGUCGACAGUAAAGCCAAAACCCGAUCGGCCGGUUGUGCCGCUUAUAUGGCCCCCGAGCGUAUUGAUCCACCCGACACAUCAAACCCAUCAUAUGAUAUCCGAGCCGAUGUCUGGAGUUUAGGCAUAACAUUAGUAGAGUUAGCGACCGGUAAAUUUCCAUAUCACGAAUGUAUUACCGAUUUUGAAGUACUAACAAAAGUGAUCCAAGAGGAUCCGCCAACACUUCCAGCCGAUAGAGGAUUUUCACCAAACUUUUGUAGUUUUGUUAAGUCAUGUCUAACAAAGGACUAUAAAAAGAGACCCAAAUAUAAGAAACUAUUGGAACAUCCAUUUAUCAAGUAUUACGAAAAAGUUGAGGUCGAUGUCGAGCAAUGGUUUACUAAUUUGAUUCGCAUUGAAAAACUAAUUGAAUCGGAAUUGAGUCCAAUGAUUGACAAUUGAUUGACUGACUGACAGAUACAGACAGACACACACACACACACACACACACACACACGCAAAGCAUUAUGUAAUUAAUAAUUAAUUAAAUAAAUUAAUGAUUUGGUU